AUGAGGAUCCCCGCGUCGCUUCUUCCCCUCACCCUGACCCUGGGCCUGGCCUCUGCCAGAGACCCCAUCAAAAAGACCCUGACGGGCCACAUCGACCCCUCCCAGGUGUAUUCCUUCGUCUAUGUGCCCUUUGACGUCGAGCCCGGAACCACCUCCAUCUAUGUGCUGCAAAACUACUCCGCCAAGGGCGCCGGCAACUCGCUCGAUCUCGGCAUCUUCGACCAGCGCGGAGUUCAACUGGCCGGCGCCAUGAAUGACACCUUUGGGUCUCGCGGCUGGAGCGGUGGCUUCAGGAACAACUUCACCAUCACUCCUGCCUGGGCGACGCCGGGAUACAACCCGGGUCCGAUCAGCCCUGGCACCUGGAACGUCGUGCUGGGCCCCUACGCCUCGACUCCGCAGGGCAUCGACUGGCAGCUGGAUAUCGAGAUGGGCUUUGACCCGGUCGAGAGCUACUUCGAGCCGGCCUAUGCCAACGUCAACCUGGAUCCGAUCUGCAACGGAUGCACCGAGAACGACGAGUUCUGGUGGCUGCGCGGUGACUUCCACAUGCACACCGUCUACUCGGACGGCAAGUACACGCCCGACCAGCAGAUCCAGAACGCGCUGAGCCGGAAUCUGUCCUUCAUCUUCUUCUCGGACCACAACACGGACACCAGCAACGCCAUUGCCGGCUCGUACCAGGCCUCGCUGGCUCCGCAGCUCCUCGUCGGCCGCGCGAUCGAGGUGACGACUCGCCACGGCCAUUGGCAAGCCGUCGGACUCGAGCGCGAGCAGAACAUCGAGUGGCGAUACCACCCGGGGGACAACCCGGGCUACGAGGCCGCGACGGAGGCCGUCCAUCGCUCAGGGGGAUUCGUGUCGAUCAACCAUCCGUUCAUUGCCUGUCCGGCGUGCAACUGGACGUUCCCGGACUGGGACCACAACGACGCGAUCGAGGUGUGGAACGGCGUGUGGGAUGACACGGAUCAGCAAGCUGUGAACAAAUGGCACGAGCUGCUCGUCAGCGGGAAGCUGACCACCGCCAUUGGAGGCAGCGAUUCGCACUCUCCGCCGUCGCUCAACGGCCUUCCCACGACGGUGGUGAAGAGCCGCGGACGCUCCCAGGCAGGCAUUGUCGAGGGCGUCAAGGCCGGACGGGCGUAUCUACUCGAAGGUCCCGGGAUGGACCUGUCGUUCAGCGUGAAGAUUCCCUCGCAGUCGAUCACAGCCCAGAUCGGCGACAAGCUGUCGAUCGGCGCGGCGGACGCAAAGGCCCAGUUCUCGGCCGAGGGUCUGUCGGGCCAGAAGGCGUGCUUCGUGUCUGACAAGGGAUACUUCUACAAUGAGACGAUUGCAGAUGGCAAGGAGAUUGACCAGGACGUGCCCAAGGGGGCCAAGUUUGUGAGAGUGGAAGUGCGCAACAGUACGGAUGAUAGCAUGCUGGCUCUGACGAAUCCGGUGUGGUUGAACAAAUGA
Messenger RNA from Rasamsonia emersonii CBS 393.64, 1458 nucleotides. Its product is annotated as PHP domain protein. Lineage: Eukaryota; Fungi; Ascomycota; Eurotiomycetes; Eurotiales; Trichocomaceae. Gene Ontology annotation, molecular function: 5'-3' RNA exonuclease activity; 5'-3' DNA exonuclease activity. The coding region runs from base 1 to 1458 and encodes 485 amino acids. The transcript has a single exon. The record is from RefSeq and is a predicted model, not a curated record.